AUGUCAGGAAGCUGUCUAAUUUGACUCCCCUAUUUCCCUCGUUACUCAAAGAAUAAAACUCAACAACUUUCUCAAUUCGGGGGCAAAUGACCAAAGCCGCUUGAGCAGGUCUACUUCAUAACAGACUUCCACUUGCUUUUCACUACAUGUAAAAAGAUGCAAUUAACUACCCUAAGGUUCAGGGCUUUAAUCAGCGCUAAAGAAUCUCAUGUCUCUCGCUUUGAAGCAACUAAACAUCAUUGGGCUAUAAUCGGAUUUAAAAACUAUGGACAGCAUACACAAGGAUCCGUGACUAAAAGAAAAAAUUGUUUGCCUUAUACCAUUUUAUGUAUUUAG
This is a messenger RNA of Blepharisma stoltei, 336 nucleotides long. NCBI's taxonomy places the organism in Eukaryota, Ciliophora, Heterotrichea, Heterotrichida, Blepharismidae. The record is from the annotation of a GenBank genome assembly.